Penicillium canescens is the source of this 1194-nucleotide messenger RNA. Its product is annotated as WD40 repeat domain-containing protein. Gene Ontology annotation, biological process: ribosomal large subunit assembly. Gene Ontology annotation, molecular function: protein binding. Gene Ontology annotation, cellular component: nucleolus. The coding region runs from base 1 to 1194 and encodes 397 amino acids. The record is from RefSeq and is a predicted model, not a curated record. Lineage: Eukaryota; Fungi; Ascomycota; Eurotiomycetes; Eurotiales; Aspergillaceae. The transcript is spliced from 7 exons.
AUGUUAACCAGGAAAUGCCUCUAUGUCUAUCAGAGUCUUCGGAAAAAUAUCUGCCGACUGCUAAGUAAUAGAACCCAACGUGUAGAAGUUGAUCGUCAGACUAUCGAUAGUUAUCUUCCUCCAGAAUUGCAUGUAAUGCACAGGAUUUCAUAUUUCCUUCACGAUGCUAAGCGUUUUAUUCUAAAAAAUCGACAGAUAGUUGAUCAAGCCCUACUGCAGGCCUAUUGUGUAGGACUUAUAUUCAUACCCCGAACCGCAAUACUCCGCAAAGGUGCAGAGUUGCAAACCCUCGAAGGUCAUUCAGAUUCGGUUUUGUCGGUGACCUUCUCCCCUAACGGCCACGUACUAUCGUCUAGCUCUAGUGACCGGACAGACCUAGCGACGGGUAUACAUACGCAGACCUUAGAAGGCUAUUCAGGUUCCGUUCAGUCAGUAGUUUUCUCGCCUAAUGGCCGACUGCUAGCCUCUGGCUCUAAAGACCGGACAGUGCGCCUCUGGGAUAUGGCUACUGCGUCUGGUUCUGUUGAUUGGAUAGUGCACCUCUGGGACUUGGCGACACGCGCACUACAGCAAACUAUUGAUGGCCAUAUAACGUUGAGUUUCGGCGAGUCGACAGCCUCUGAAUCGGUAGCCUUUUCACCCGACAGCCAGCUACUAGCGUCCUGCUCUGCUAAUGAAACAGUACGCCUUUGGGACCCAGCGGCAGGCGGACUCACCCAAAUCCUCGACGGCGAUGACUCUGAGGCUCCUGUCCAAAUCAUGUCCUUCUCACCCGACGGCCGUUUCCGGGCUUCCGGCUCAUACGAGAGUCCAGUAACUCUCAAUGGCCAUUCCCGUCCGCUAAAUUCGUUGACCUUUUCGCCCGAUAGUCGGCUACUGGUGUCCUGCUCUGCUGAUAAAACAGCGCACCUGUGGAACUUGGUGAUAGGUGCAGUACAGCAGACUAUUAAUGGCCACUUAGAUUCGAUUAACUCGGUGGCAUUCUCGCCUAAUGGUCGACUGCUAGCGUCCUGUUCCGAUGAUGAGACAGUACGCCUCUGGGACCUUGCAACGUGCGCACUUCAGCAAACUCUCGAAGGCUAUUCGGAUCCAGUCAAUUGGGGGCUUAAUUUAGAUAACGGAUUUCGGUCUGCAUAUAGUCUAUCGUGGUCUCAGGUUCAAAUCUGGAGGAUCUCGUGUCGUGCAACACGAUAA